AUGCCCCCGCUCGUACGCUACCCCACCCCCAGCGCUGCCAGCAUUCACAGCUGGUGGUCGGACAGCAACCCGAGUGGGGCAACCAUCAACCUGCAUAGCGUGGCCCGGCCGCUCAUCCACGCGCUUUACUCACGCGAAGCACGCAAACUCACGACUUCUCCGCCGUACCUCCAGCAGUUCACGACAGAAGUGGCUGAGCAGUACCUUGGCUUCUUAGCAUGUGAUGUCAAGAUCGUCGGCGUUUCCGCCAAAGUCAUCAUCCUGCGCUCAAUCCAAGUGCAUCUCGGCUCCGCGCUGACCUUUGACGGCGAUUCAGCCCUCCUCUGCCACCUUUUCGCGGAUCCGACCUACGCGGAGAUUUGGUGCGAGCUGCUCACAUCACCUCAUAUCCAAAUCCAUCUGCUUGGGUGCUCUAUUCUCCGCCGUCUUUCUACGGAAUACGCCGGCGGAGUCAACUACCUCUCUCGGCCAUUCGUCCUUCAAACGGCAGUUACCCUCUGCGGGCUGCUAACGUCUCCCGUCCCGGAUUCUCUCUUCCACGCCACCGCCCACUCGACACUAGCGGCCCUGUGUAUCACACCAGUUGGCACAGACGUCGUUGUCGAAGCCCUGGAGAGCAACCCUGCCAUCGACACGCGCGAUUUCCUCGUUCGCGUUAUCAAGCUCCUCCUUGGCAGCGUCACGUUCAUUCGACUGUGUAUGUCUAUUUCGUCCCGCGCUGGGUGGCUCAUUGAGCCGGGAAACUUGAAACUCAAGGUCCCAUGGUCUUCUGUUGAUCCACAAGAAAUGGUUGUCUGCGCUGACGCUGCCCUACGACAUACUCUCGCACUGUCCAAAGAUCGGGAAGCUGACCUGACCCUGCUCCGCCAGGCCCCAGCCAUCCUGCAAGGGCCGGAGGACUUUAUGCAACAGCGUGAAUUCUUCUGCUGGUUUACGGGGGAGCUUGCCCUCAUGCGCGGCCACGAUGGAGGAGCAUCAGGCUCAGGCCCCAUUCCCACUGAUGAGCUCAUCAAGUGCCUGAACGCAGCAAUCGAAGAGGCAGAGCCGGCUACACGUCUGCCUGCUGCAGCAGGCUUUGCGCUGGAGGAGCUGCAGGUCUACAACUGGGCCCGAUAUCACCCCCGAGCGGUGCCAGUGUAG
This is a messenger RNA of Mycena indigotica, 1140 nucleotides long. RefSeq lists its product as uncharacterized. The record is from RefSeq and is a predicted model, not a curated record. The coding region runs from base 1 to 1140 and encodes 379 amino acids. The transcript has 4 exons. Lineage: Eukaryota; Fungi; Basidiomycota; Agaricomycetes; Agaricales; Mycenaceae.